AUGAUGGAGGCAGAGACUGACGCAUGGGAGGAGGUUGUUGCAUCGUUGCUGGACAGAUGCGAGGGAGCGACCCGUGAACACCGGCUUGCACGGUGGCACUUCGCUUGCGUGGCCUGGAUAGGAGCCGCGUUCAUAGGUAUGCUCCUUUGGGUUUUGCCCAUGUCCGGUCGUCGCACCUUGACGAGCAUCACCGUCGCGAUAUGCCUGGUGGGAAUCGGAGAAGGGUGGCGGCGAUAUGGUUUUGACAUUCCUUGGGGCAGGACGGUGGACUUACUCGGCAGUGAGCGGCCUCCUAGCCUGCAACCUAUCCCAAAUGGUCAUUCUGGGGAGAGCGAUGCCCGCCCUGUUUUGCUUCAGAAGACAGCACCUACCAAGUCAGCUGAUGACUCCUCGGUGAUACUGUUCCUAGCAUUGGGCUCGCUGGUGAAAUUCAAUGAAGGUCCACGAGUGUCUGCAGUGAAGAAUAGCUUCGGAGUUGUGACAGGGGUCUCCUCGGUGGAUGUGACCGUCACUCUUGCAGGUGGCGCCCGUGUGGAAAAAGUGCGGCCCGACGAUUUUGUGCUCACCUCGCUGGACGAAGUGCCCGGAGGGGAGGACGAGCGCAAUCGGCUGGAGGAGUUGAUGUUGAUUCACGUCCCCACUAGCAUGAAGCAGACCACCGAACAUUUAGCACCAGACCCGCCGCCACACUAUGCUCCUCUUACAGAAGGCACUCAAGCGCAACACCAAGCCAAGUCCAUCAAGGAAUUAUUGGUUCUGUGGCAUGGGAAAGCGAGCCUGCAGCCUACUUGGGCGAGGUCUUUCUGGGCCGAAGUGGGAAGGCGCGAACCAUUGGAACCGAGAGUCCGGACAUUGCUGCUCUCCCAUGGCUACUUGGGGAAAGGUGAGAAGUUGGAGGAAUUGUCAAUCGCCGGUGCGCUCGCCCACACCACGAGCGCCUUCCGCGACCAAGGCGAGGAUCCGUGGCCGGAAGAAGCAGGUUUGGACACUUGGGAUGCUGCGCUUCCACCAGAUCUGAAACGAGCUGGACCAGAAAUUUACACGUCGAUGAAAUCAGCUGGCGUACGUUGCGUUCGGGAUUGGAUCAACAGCAUGUUUUCGGUGGACCAGAGGCAGCAUCCCCAGUACGUGGAGCUGUUCAAUCUUGCGUCCUUAGUGGAUUUCAAAGUCAAGGACGCGGGCUCACCAGCUCAAGUACUCAGCAUGAUUGGGCAGUGCGAUACUUGCGAAAUCGCAUUGAGGAGAUUGGCUUCUUGGAUUCACGAGAAGAGGACGGGUGACAAGGAUGCGGCUCAAUCGAUGUUGGCAGUGAAGCCGUCCUCGUUCGCCAGUGACAUUGCGCCUUCCUGGCUGGUCACAGAAGCUUCAACAUACAGUCAGAGCGAGUACAAGCGCAAGGCAUGCCACCAAACCAUGAUUAUGAGUUGCUGCAGUGCUAUCUUGGGUGUGAUGCAGCAAGCUUUCCUUUGCGUCCACCUUCAUGCCCGCCCGUGGGUGCAUUUUCUGAACUUUUUGUACAGCAGCAAAUGGCACGGGUCUCAGAGGCACUUUGCGUCUGACAGCAGCGGGAAUGCCCCUCAUGCAGCUGAAGACGUUCUCCUCCGCCAGCUUUGGCGCAAGGCCAAGCUUGAGCGUGAGGGCCGCCGCCAGUAUCGCGCUGAUGCUGGGACAGGCGGCCGCAGUGCAGCCGCCGAACUUGUGAAGAAUGCUCGAUUUCAAGACGGUUAUUGUCGGAUUUUGAAGUCCCCGUCACAGGUGCCCUUGUGUGCUUCGCGAGUUGCAGAGCCCAACGACGACACGUUUGUCGACAUGUUGACGGCAUUGCCCCAAGUGGAAGCGGAUUUUUAUGCAAAGGAGGGUAAUUGCAUUGAUUGGACCGGUAAAUCACGCGUGAUCCAGAGCGAACUUGAGGAGCAGUAUGGCUUUGUAGGCCAUCAGUGGGUUCGCGUGCGUUCCAAGAAAGCCGCAUGGGUCCUGUGGUGGAGCGGCAUCCUAGCC
Symbiodinium sp. CCMP2456 is the source of this 1998-nucleotide messenger RNA. Lineage: Eukaryota; Dinophyceae; Suessiales; Symbiodiniaceae. The record is from the annotation of a GenBank genome assembly.